Messenger RNA from Octopus sinensis (East Asian common octopus), 3721 nucleotides. RefSeq names its product leucine-rich repeat protein SHOC-2-like. The transcript is spliced from 2 exons. Gene Ontology annotation, molecular function: protein binding. The record is from RefSeq and is a predicted model, not a curated record. The coding region runs from base 1129 to 3513 and encodes 794 amino acids. Lineage: Eukaryota; Metazoa; Mollusca; Cephalopoda; Octopoda; Octopodidae.
UCUACUUCCGAGACCUCAGAUUUGGUUUCGAGUUUCUUUUGAGACUUAUUACUGUUGCUAUGGUGACCAACUUAUCGAAAUGUUAAAAAGAUCUUUAGAACACUAAACGACGUGGUUGAAGAGCCUUCACCUAUCUGACCCCAAACGACGACAAAACGCGCGCGCGCGCGCGCACACACACACACACAUCGCUGACGUUGCCAAUCCAGAACUAUAUGCUAGGCCCACCACUACCAAUAUUGCUGUCACUACUUGAAGAGUGUUAACCAAAGUGAUCCCGAACAACAAUACACACUCACACACACACACACACACACACACACACACACACACACACACACGCGCACAAACACACACACACACACGCGCGCGCACAAACACACACACACAUUCACACGCGCGUGCAUACAGACACAUACGCACACUGCCGUUACCAAUCCAGAACAAUAUUACCAGGCCCACCACUACCGACACUGUUACCUCUGGUAGUAGAAGCUUCAUCUUUCACGCCACUCCAGGCAAAAAGAUCAUCUCACUCUCUCUCUGUCACCCUCUCUCGCACUCUGUCUGUCUGUCUCUCUCUCUCUCUCUCUCUCUCUCUCUCUCACACACACACACACAUUGCCAUUGCUCUCCAGAACUAUAACACCUGAACCACUGCCGCCACAACAAUUUCCAAACGAAACCAAUUGUCAGGAUUGAACCAACAAACUCCAGGACACAAUUAAAGCGUACUCAAUUCGGUGUCUCAGUUUUGAGGAAAACAUUUUGGAGAUCAUUUGAAUUUCUGCUGUUGUUGCUGGUGGUAUUGCUGCUACUGUUGCUGUUGUUGCUGCUACUACUGAGAAAGACUCUCAUAUGAGGCGUUUCUCAUCCUAUAAUUCUUUCUCUAACUCGGGAAUCAAAGAAAAAUAUCCACAUUAAAAAAAAAACUUGUUAUUUACGAAAGCCAACAUUCUAUGGUGUUGAUAUAAUCUCUGUGUAACAAUUAGAUAUUCCCCAAUGAAGAAUUUUUCCAGAUUCGUUUAAACGCAAGAAUUUCUAAAUCCGAUGGUGUUACUCCGUUGUAAGAUUUGGUUUUAUUCGAAGACAAGAUACAAGCAAGGAUCGACCUAGCACCGAUCAGAGAUGCCAGCUGCCAACUCUGUUACCCCCUCCAAAUCCCGGGGUAAUAAGAAAGACAAACCUCCACCAGCCACGGGUCCCGGGAGUAAGAUUGUGUCCUUGUCCAACAGCCUGAAGAAACAUAUCCAGAUUAUAAACAGCAAUAAAGUCCACAUUCUGUAUGACACAUUUAAUGUGAAAUCUCUUCCUGUUGAGAUAUUCACCAACGAGGAAAUCGCUGAGAAAACUGUCCAACUUCGUAUUGGCAACAACAGGCUUAAACGUCUGCCUCAGACAAUCGCCAAUCUAAAAAUUCUGACUUAUCUUGACAUUAAGAAUAACAACUUAAACAAAUUCACCAACAGUAUUUCGGAGAUGAAGAAUUUAGCAGAGCUUGAUCUGACCAACAAUAAUCUAAGGAAACUCCCUUCUUCCAUACACAAAGCUUCUUCUCUUUCUGUGCUCCAUCUAAAGAACAAUAAAGUGUCUAAACUUCCAAACAAAUUCGGUAAAUGCCCGGCGCUUUCUCAUUUAGAUCUUUCGUACAAUUUGAUUAAAACCUUUAAAAAGAAUGUCUACGAACUCAAUGCUGCCAUAGAUAUGUCUUUUAACCGUCUGAAAAGCCUUCCAGCUGUCACUGUCAAAAAGUCGAGUGUAAAAGUGUUUAAUCUGUCCCACAACAUGAUUGAAAAACUACCCGAGAGUAUCCACAAGCUAACGCGACUUACUCGACUGAAUUUGACGCAGAACCAACUCAAAGUGAUUCCUGCCGAAAUUGGUCAGUUACGUUACCUGGAAUAUUUAAAUAUUUCUCAUAAUCAACUGAAUUCUGUGCCUGAGGAACUCUGUAACAUAGCUACAGCUCUCCAAGAACUGGAUCUCUCACACAACCAGAUCACCUCAUUUCCAGAUCGUGUAGAAAAUUUUUGCAAUCUGAAACUUUUGAAUUUAUCGUUUAACCAAAUCGAGUACAUUCCGACAGGAGUUAAAUUCCUGACUUGUUGCGAGGAUAUAAAUGUUUCUCACAACCAUUUGACUUCCAUGAAGUUUGCCGUAAGUCUUUCAGAACUGAGUGAUCUUGAUGUUUCCUACAACAAUAUCGAGGUUAUUCCUGACGAUAUAGAACAGAUGAAAUCUCUACGGAACUUAAAUGUUUCGUUUAACUGUAUCAAAGAAAUCCCAGAAAGUAUUAGUCGCCUUCCAUCUUUAAAACAUUUCAAUAUAUCUGGUAAUUGUAUCAAUUCUUUGCCGAAAUCACUUGGAGAAAAUCAAAUGCUGAGAUCUUUGGAUAUUUCCCAAAAUCUCAUUUCUACUUUACCUGCAGAUCUCUAUACGUUAAGAAAUCUCGAGUUGUUCCAUUUUUCCAACAACAAUAUCAGUGAAAUACCUCAGUCUAUAAAACAUCUCUAUCAACUCCAGUCACUGGAUGUCUCGCAGAAUAACCUUCCAGGUGUCUUUCUUCCUAAAACCGUCUGUAAACUGUAUCUGUCCGAAAAUCCUUUACGAACAAACUACGACGAUACGAAGUCGACUUUAUAUUUAAUUGGACAAAAGGAUCAUGCGAGUCACUUAACAGCUUUGGAAUUGGUAAACCUCAACUUAGAUGCCAUCCCUCCGGCUGUCUUUCAGCUUCGUCUUCUGACUCAUUUAAAUAUUUCCAAAAAUGACAUCAAAGAUCUUCCAGACAAAUUCCAUAAGCUUCGUGUUUUGACUUCCUUGGACAUAAGUGACAAUCAGCUCCCUGGCCUUCCACCUUCGUUUAAAUAUUUAGGACAUUUAGAGAAGCUGAAUGCCAGCAAAAAUAACUUGAAGCGAUUUCUACCGGAAUUAACGACACUAAUUCACUUACAGGAAUUAAACAUGUCCACAAACCACAUCACAGAAUUGCCAAAUCAUUUCGGAAGUCUAAACAAACUUCUGAAACUGGAUCUUUCAAAUAAUCAGUUACAACAAUUCCCACGUGAUCGUAUUGAUGUUUUCGCGUCGUUGAUUUCUUUGGAUUUGUCCAACAACCGAAUCACCUUUAUUCCAAUUCAGUUCACUUACCUUUACAGGAUUAAACUUCUGAUUCUUGCAACGAACAACGUUGAAAUUCUUCCAACUAAAAUCAACAAAAUGGCUUCAUUGGAAGAGUUGGAUGUCUCUGACAAUCUGCUUACAGAACUCCCAGAAAAUCUUGGUAAACUGCCAAGCAUUAAAAAGAUUAAGGUAAACGACAAUAAAAUUACGGCGGGUUUCCCAAAGAAUUUUGAGCAUCUUCGCAAGAAUGUCGACGUAGUGUUUGAAAACCAAUCGUUCUACAAGACACGCUCGGGCACCACCCCUGCUGCGAAGCCUUCAGUUUUAGAUCAGUUAUCGAUUCCAGAGAAACAAGAUAGAGAUUCCCAAUCAAUAACACCUGAAAGGUAACCACGGUGGUUACUUUUCAGUGAUUGGCUGCAGUCCGAUUACUAAAAGAAGUAGAAGGUAACAACCUCAGCAGCGAUAUUGAAACUUAAUAUUUUAAUCCAUUCUAAGGCGGCGAGCUGGCAGAAUCGUUAGCGUACUGGAGAAAAAUUCUUUGCGGCAUUUCGUCCGUCUUUACGUCCUGAGUUCAAGUUCCGUCGCAGUUGACUUU